AAAGACACUCUGUAGCCUCCCUCCACUCCCAGUUCCGAGGGAUGAUAUGGCAGAGACUCGUACAAGCCUGUUGGAACCACGACUUUCACGCUUUUAUUUCCCGUUUUGAAGAAACAGAUAAUCCGCUUGAAGAUCAAAAUGGAGUAUAAUCUGAUUCAGCCCUCUGUUGCGGUUCUAAUCUCAUCGAUAAUCGCUCUUAGGGCAUAUCGAAGGAAAUCCUUGGACCUCUCUGGAGCUCUAGCGGGAUUUAUUGUUAUGUCAACACACUUCGCCAUCAGUUACAGAUACGGAGCCGUGCUUUUGGUAUUCUUUUUCACUUCCUCUAAGCUUACCAAGGUUGGGGAAGAGAAGAAACGAGUCGUUGAUGCCGAUUUUAAGGAAGGUGGUCAAAGAAAUUGGAUUCAAGUUCUUUCUAAUAGUGGUAUUGCUACAGUUUUGGCUGUGGUUAUUUGGAACGUUUCAGGAUGGCAAGAUAAAUGCCUGGACUCUAAAGACUCGGCUCUUGUCACUGGCCUCAUUGGCGGGAUUCUUGGGCACUACUCCUGCUGCAAUGGGGACACGUGGUCUUCUGAGCUUGGAAUUCUUAGUGAUGCAACACCUCGAUUGAUCACAACCUUCAAGCCUGUUCGUAAGGGUACAAAUGGUGCUGUUACAAAUGCAGGGCUCCUUGCAGCUGCAGCUGCAGGUGGUGUCAUAGGAUUGGCGUUUGUUCUCAUCGGUUUUUUCACUACAGAAUGUGCUUAUGGCACAGCACUGAAACAGCUAUUGGUAAUUCCCCUGGCAGCCAUGGCUGGACUUUGUGGAAGUGUCAUAGACUCUCUAUUGGGAGCAACAGUGCAAUUCAGUGGAUUCUGCACUGUUCGUAAUAAGGUCGUUGGAAAACCAGGACCAACAGUAAAAAAGAUAUCAGGUCUCAACAUUCUUGACAACAAUGCUGUCAACCUUGUCUCAGUAUUAUUAACCACACUGCUCACUGCAAUUUCAUGCAUCUACAUUUUUUGAACGAUAUCUACAAUUUCAAGAUAAAGCCAGAGGCAUUUUCUACAGAUAUCGGGAUAGGCAAGGUAACCAUUCUUAAUACAAUAAACUUGGAUUUGUUAUGGUUGUCGUGUGUUUCUCUGCUCAUUUUGAGUCACAAAGGAGGAAGACUUUUCCAUUAAUUUAUAAAGCCUUAUGUCUAAGAUUUUGUUUUAAUCCCGAGCCCCUCACAUGGAAGGGGGAGAACAUGGCCACCAAACCUCUGGACCUACCUGUUGAAGCUACGUCAAGAUUGACCUCAGACUUGUUUAUCUAAAUUAGGGGGGAUUGUAUUAGUUCAUAAACAUAUAUCCCUUUCACUAGUUGACUUCGGGUUUUGGUAGUCAGUAUGGUUUCCAAAUAAAUGGACAAACUUUAGGUCUUAUUUGCUUCUUUUUUCCAAUUUUUUGUUUUUUGGUGUUUAACCAUUGUGGGUGGGGGAUCAAACUUUUAACCUCAAUAAAGAUAAUUGGUACUAUACCCACUAUGCUAUACUUUGAUUGACACGAA
Messenger RNA from Momordica charantia (bitter melon), 1527 nucleotides. Its product is annotated as integral membrane protein (Protein of unknown function DUF92, transmembrane). Lineage: Eukaryota; Viridiplantae; Streptophyta; Magnoliopsida; Cucurbitales; Cucurbitaceae. Gene Ontology annotation, cellular component: membrane. The record is from RefSeq and is a predicted model, not a curated record.